Molecule: messenger RNA, 256 nt
Organism: Pyrgilauda ruficollis (rufous-necked snowfinch)
Lineage: Eukaryota; Metazoa; Chordata; Aves; Passeriformes; Passeridae
Product: neuroligin-2-like
Exons: 1
Biological process (GO): presynaptic membrane assembly; chemical synaptic transmission; synaptic vesicle endocytosis
Cellular component (GO): cell surface; synapse; postsynaptic specialization membrane
Molecular function (GO): neurexin family protein binding; signaling receptor activity
Source: RefSeq, a predicted model, not a curated record
CGCGACCUCAGCAACGAGCUUUUGGGGCCGGUCCAGGCGUUUUUGGGGGUGCCCUACGCCGCCCCCCCGCUGGGCCCCCGCCGCUGGGCGCCCCCCGAAGCCCCCGCCGCCUGGGGGGGGGUCCGCGACGCCACGGCCUUCGCCCCCGCCUGCCCCCAGAACCUGCGCGCCGGACCCCCGCCCCUGAUGCUGCCCCUGUGGCUCAGCGACAACCUGGAGGCCGCCGGCGCCUACGUGGCGGCGCAGAGCGAGGACU